AUGGCGUCAACCUCCGCGAAAAGCGCAAAGGGCGCCGGCCCGGGUGAAAAGAAAAUUGUGCCCAAGAAGGGUAUCUUCGACGACUCUUCGAGCAGCGACGACGACCAGGACGAUGGCGGCGCGACGCUAGGCUCCUCGGCAGAGUUGAAGAUCAAUGCAGAGUAUGCCCGGCGUUUCGAGCACAACAAGAAGCGGGAAGAGCUCCACCGGCUGCAGGAGAAGUACAAGCCGGGCGGCGCGGGCGAAGAGGAAUCCGAAUCGUCGUCUGAUGAAAGCGAGGACGACGAGGCCGUGCUGGCUACCGAGGACCUGGACGCCGAGAUCUCGGCUACUCUGGCGGCUAUCAAGAACAAGGAUCCCCGAAUCUAUGACAAAGAGGCCGUCUUCUACAAGCCUUUCGACCCCGCCGCGGAGCCGACGACGACGAAGGAGGACAAGCCCAUGUUCCUGCGCGACUACCACCGGGAGCGGUAUUUGAGCGGCGAUGUUGGCGCUGACGAUGACAGUGCCGGCGGAGCCGACGUGCCCCGCACUUACAACCAGGAGCAAGCCGACAUCAAGAAGUCGAUCCUCUCCGAGAUCAGUGCGGCCGCGGCAGCCGCAGCCGAAGACGACGACGAAGAAGAGUGGAGCGACGACGAUGCCUUCAUCAAGCCCGUCAAGAAAGACAAUGCGCCUGUCUCCAACGGCAUCCACCCUUCGCGCGCAGCCAACCUCAAGCUCACCGAGGCCGACGUCGUCAAUGCCGACCGAGACCCGGAGGACUAUCUGUCCAAGUUCAUGGCAUCCAAGGCCUGGGCGCCGGAGGGGGCUGGCUCGAAGUGGCAAGCAUUCGAAUCCGAUGAAGGGGAGGAUGCGGACGAUGUGGCUGACGAGUUCGAGCAUGCCUAUAAUAUGCGAUUCGAGGACCCUACCAAGAGCAACGAGUUCCUGAAGACGUACUCGAGAAACAUGGCCGCGGCGCGCUCGGCGAGAAAGGAAGAACUGACCGGCAGGAAGAAGCAGAGAGCGCUCGAGAAGGAACGGAAAGAGGCCGAGAAGAAGGAGCGUGAGGCCGAACGGGCCCGUCUGCGGCGUCUCAAGAUCGAGGAGGCAUCCGACAAACUCGCCAAGAUCAAGAAGGCCGCCGGCAUGAGCGGCAAGAACCUGACGGAAGAGGAGUGGAUGAAGUUUCUGGAGGACGGCUGGGACGACGACAAGUGGGAGGAGGAGAUGCAAAAGCGGUUCAACGAUGACUACUACGCCGAGGCAGACGAUAUGUCUCUAGACGAGGAUGAGGGCGAAGACGAUGAAGAGACGGACAAGAAAAAGACAAAGAAGCCCAAAAAGCCCAAGUGGGACGACGACAUCGACAUCAACGACAUCAUCCCGGACUUCGAGGACGACGCCAAGCCUGCGGUGUCCCUCACAGACGACGAAGCCGACGAGGCACAACCCGGGGCAGACUCAGACCAAGACGACCAGGAAGACGACGACGAACGUCCCGCCAAGAAGCGCAAAACAGCCAAGGACAUCAAAAACGAGCGCAUCGCGGCCAAGCGCCAGGCCCGCGCCGACCUCGCCAAGAUUGAAGCCCUCGUCGACACCAAGAUGGAACUCGACAACCCUCGGGCCCUCCAACAACCCAAGGGCUCCUCCUCCUCUCAAGCCAAAGCUAAAGCCACCACCGGCUUCCGUUACCGCGAAACUUCCCCGCAAUCCUUCGGCCUCACGGCCCGCGACAUCCUCCUUGCCCCGUCAGACUCUGCGCUCAACGAGUUCGCAGGACUCAAGAAACUAGCCACCUUCCGCGACGCGGAGAAGAAGCGGAAGGACAAGAAGCGGCUGGGUAAGAAAGCGCGGCUGCGGGAGUGGCGGCGCGAGACGUUUGGUCGUCGGUUUGAGGAGAGCGGGCCGACGUAUGGGUUUGAGAAGCUUGUUGGUGACGGCGAGGAACGGGGUAGUGGAAGGAGGACGGCUGGGAGUGGAGCAAAUGCUGUGCCGGCGGGUGGGAAAACCAAGGAAACAGGUAAAGCGGCCGAGGCAAAGGGCGGGAUUGUGGAAGGGGAGAGGAAGAAGAAGAGGAAGAGGCCGAAGAAGAGUAAGAAGGCUGUUGAAGCGGAAGAGUGA
Molecule: messenger RNA, 2109 nt
Organism: Dichotomopilus funicola
Lineage: Eukaryota; Fungi; Ascomycota; Sordariomycetes; Sordariales; Chaetomiaceae
Product: KRI1-like family-domain-containing protein
Exons: 1
Coding region: 1-2109 (702 amino acids)
Biological process (GO): endonucleolytic cleavage in ITS1 to separate SSU-rRNA from 5.8S rRNA and LSU-rRNA from tricistronic rRNA transcript (SSU-rRNA, 5.8S rRNA, LSU-rRNA)
Cellular component (GO): nucleolus; 90S preribosome
Source: RefSeq, a predicted model, not a curated record